UUGAAUUGAUAGCAGCUUAAGAGAGGAUCACCUACAGACAUCGAUAAUUUCCUUAGACCUGACAACACCUAGAGCCACAGUACUUUGAAUCGAGCUUCCAAGUCUACUAAUAAUUAAACAAUCAUGAAGACAGCCGUACUAGUCCUUAUGGUGUUGGGCUUGACAUGCCUGGCAAUCAACACAGUGGUAGCUCAAGACGACGACUGCUCCAGGUCAAGCUCCAGUUCUGAAGAGGGAGACUGCGACGGCGUCAGCUCCAGCGAGUCCGUCUCAAGUUCCGAAGAGGACGACAACGACAGUGUUGAUGAGGAGGACAUCGAAUGCUCCAGGUCCAGCUCCAGUUCUGAAGAGGGGCCCUGCGACAGCUUCAGCUCCAGCGAGUCCGUCUCAAGUUCUGAGGAGGAAGACAACGACAGUGUUGAUGAGGAAGACAUCGUAGCCUAAAUUCAAUACGUGCCCCGUUUUCUUACCAAUCUAUUUCUCGACUGCAUGGAAAAAAAAAUUCAAUGUGCAAUAUAUAGACCUACACUUUUGAACCCAGAUUCAUCUUUCUUCUUUUAAAUUUGAUUUAACGGCCAAUCAAGAACAUGAACAAGAACCCAGAAUAGUAAUGUUGUUCACAAUUGUCAAGUGUUGGGAUGAAAAUGAGUGGGAAUUUUGAAAUACAAGGAGCCUGAAAGCUAAG
Strongylocentrotus purpuratus (purple sea urchin) is the source of this 685-nucleotide messenger RNA. Its product is annotated as nucleolar transcription factor 1-like. Bases 124 to 444 code for a protein of 106 amino acids. The record is from RefSeq and is a predicted model, not a curated record. The transcript has 3 exons. NCBI's taxonomy places the organism in Eukaryota, Metazoa, Echinodermata, Echinoidea, Camarodonta, Strongylocentrotidae.